AUGGACUUCGUGGCAUCCCCUACGUCCACGUCGGCGGAGGAAGAAUUGCGCUUUGCUGCCGCCGUAAAGCCAGGUCAACCCCGCGGACUUCUGCAAUCACAUGGAAUUACCCUCGACGAAAGCCCAGCCCACCCCUCCACCAACUCCCAGAAGCCGCCUGUGAUCAAACAUUUGUCGAGUCCUGAGUAUAGCAGUCCUCUCCGCCAUCAUCGUCGGACACCCUCUGCUCCCAAGCAUGUCAAGGAAUCGUUGAAUGCUCGGUCCGAGUACGUCACGAGUCAGGACGACGGCGUUGCUGAACAUCGCAUCAACCAAUACAUUAUCAAGCAAGAGAUCGGACGUGGCUCUUUCGGAGCUGUCCAUCUAGCAGUCGACCAAUAUGGCAAGGAAUAUGCAGUUAAAGAGUUCUCCAAGGCUCGGCUUCGCAAACGCGCUCAAUCCCAUAUACUCCGGAGACCGUUCCAGCAGCGUCGCCGGGGUGCUUUACAAGGCUUUAACUCACCCUUGCACAGAAAUGUGGGACAAGAGGGAGGAGUACCGGAGAGCGCAAUAGACCUGAUCAAAGAGGAGAUCGCCAUCAUGAAGAAGUUGAACCACCCUAACUUGGUAUCGCUUAUCGAAGUCUUGGAUGAUCCCACAGAAGAUUCGCUUUACAUGGUCAUGGAGAUGUGCAAGAAGGGGGUCGUUAUGAAGGUCGGGCUGGAUGAAAGAGCAGAUCCCUAUCCGGACCAUGUUUGUCGUUAUUGGUUUCGUGAUCUGAUCCUGGGUAUUGAAUACCUGCACGCUCAAGGAGUGGUGCAUCGUGAUAUCAAACCCGACAACUGCCUUAUCACCGAAGAUGACGUGCUGAAAGUCGUAGACUUUGGAGUCUCGGAGAUGUUUGAGAAGGAUUCGGAGAUGCUCACGGCCAAAUCGGCGGGGAGUCCUGCAUUUCUGCCACCAGAGCUGUGCAUUGCUCGACAUGGAGAUGUUUCAGGCCGAGCGGCGGACAUCUGGUCUAUGGGGGUCACAUUAUACUGUCUCAAGUAUGGCAGGAUUCCCUUCGAAAAAGGAGGCAUCUUUGAGCUAUACGAAGCAAUUAAAAACGACGAGCCCGACCUAGGGGAGGAGCAAGAUCCAGACUUCCGCGACUUGAUGGGAAAGAUUUUGGAAAAAGACCCCGAGAAACGGAUCAAAAUGCGCGAACUGAGGGCACACCCUUGGGUUACCAGACAGGGCAGGGAUAAGUUACUUCCUGAAGAAGAGAACACCGCGGACCUUAUCGAACCGCCCACGGAGGCAGAAAUGAACGAAGCCAUCACUAGUAACAUGACCAACAUUCUAACUGUCAUGAAAGCCGUCCGGAAGUUUAAGGCGCUGUUGGACAAGAACAAGCCCCCUGUUUUGAGAUCCAUCCUAGGGGACCAAGUGGAUGGCCAUUUCUCCCAGCCACCGGCCACGAUCAACAGCGCAGCAUCCAAGACUAUUCCUCACAAAUCUCACAGUUUCCAUGAGUUUGAUGGAGCGCACAUGGACAACUUACCGGAAAGAGAAGAGCUUGAGCAGGGUAUGAGCCAUCUCCACAUGCGACCAGUGCCCACACUAAGCAUAGAUGAUACUACCAUUGCCGAAGCUGAACCGCAGGAAUCAGAUGCUGGGAGUCGUCCUACGGCGUUGGCAAGCGAGUCAAGCACAGACACAGAUGAAGGAUUGACCAAAGUCCAAACCUUGGGCGACAUUGAUGAGCUGGAUUUACAGAAAUUACCACCGUUCCGGUCGUUGAAGGUCCACGCGAAUACUACAGACGAUAUAGGACAUCGGGGACAUGCACAUGACCCGCUGGAGGACCAUUUGUACCUCCGUAUCGGACCAUCGACGUUUUCUGGAAGCAGUCCGCAGGCCGACGAUGAUGGCGGCUACCUGCCGGACGACGAGGGAUACGUUGUUAGCGAAAGCCCUGGCGCGGCCGACGUGGAUAUAUAUGAGACCGCCUACCGCGAUGAGAUCGAGCGCAUCAUGGCACGAGCAAAGGAGCAGAACAAAGAGCCCAACGUUUACCUAACCCGCCGCGUCGACGAGAAGCUGAUGGCUAUUAGCGGUCUGGCAGGCAAAUGGGCCGCCAUGGGGGAAGAAGCAAAAGCUCAGAUUAAGGACUACACUCAAUUUUCGACCAGGAAAGCCCGAGUGACUGAAGUUAGUCGUGCGCUUCGACAAGCAGCGCGGGCGGAAUACGAACGAAGAAAACAAGAACGGCGGGAGCAGAUCGCAGUAGAAAAGGCUCACCGCGCGAAACACAAGGCAGAGCCAGCAGGCACCUCCAAACCAGCCGUAUCAGAUUCUCCUCUUUCGACCGGCGCAGCAGUAGAAGAGACAGCUCCAAGCAGCCCGCAGUCUGCCAGGCAAGCGGGACUCUGGAAAGGUAAGGCUGCGGAUAAGGGACGGCAGGCCAGAACUUCAAUUCUAGGUCUGAUGGACGCGGUUAAGAACAAGCGUCGAACCCGGUCUAAGGAAGAAGAAAGUUGA
Molecule: messenger RNA, 2502 nt
Organism: Exophiala dermatitidis NIH/UT8656
Lineage: Eukaryota; Fungi; Ascomycota; Eurotiomycetes; Chaetothyriales; Herpotrichiellaceae
Product: calcium/calmodulin-dependent protein kinase kinase
Exons: 6
Coding region: 1-2502 (833 amino acids)
Biological process (GO): intracellular signal transduction; protein phosphorylation
Cellular component (GO): cytoplasm
Molecular function (GO): protein serine/threonine kinase activity; ATP binding
Source: RefSeq, a predicted model, not a curated record